This is a messenger RNA of Eurytemora carolleeae, 1337 nucleotides long. RefSeq lists its product as uncharacterized. The record is from RefSeq and is a predicted model, not a curated record. Lineage: Eukaryota; Metazoa; Arthropoda; Copepoda; Calanoida; Temoridae. The coding region runs from base 216 to 1157 and encodes 313 amino acids. The transcript has 14 exons.
UAUAGUCCUGUGACAAGCUCAUUAUACAAGCUUUUCAGUUUUCUCUAUUAAAUUCAACUACUAAACUUGAAUUUAUAAACCAAGCUAAGAACAUAUUCCUGUGGUUCUAACAGGCUACACAAUCAAAAUUUGAGACAAAUCAGUCAAGGGGUUCAUGAGAUUAUCAAAGAGAUUUUUAUUUAAUUAUAAACAAGUGUUUGCAGCAACGUUACAGGAUGAAGACGACUUCAGGAUUAAGAACAGCCAUGAGGUUUGUGACUCCUCAUCAGUACUCACAGAGCAGUAAAGCACACUUCACAAUCAACACUAACGCUGUCAACCAGAUGGUUAAGUUCUUCCCUCCUCUCUCAGCUAAAGAUAAGGUUCUAGAUUUUGGGUGCGGGACUGGAGAAACAACAGUAGCACUAGCUGCAGGGGAGCUGGGUAACCUUGGUAAACCUGGCCAGGUUCUAGGAGUAGAUAUAUCCCAGGAAAUGAUAGAUCACUGUAAACUUCUUCACACAACUCCAAACCUAAAGUUCCAACAGCUGGAUGUAGAAACAAGGGUUUGUCAGGCUUUUGCCGCCGAGCAAGAAGGACAAUUCGAUCUUGUAACCUCUUUCUCCUGUCUGCACUGGGUACCCAAUCAGCCCGCUGCAGUCUCGUUUUUUAACAAAGUGUUAAAGAAAGGAGGACUUUUCAACUUUGUUAUUGCUUCCACUCACAAUCCCAGGGACAAUAUUCAGCGUAGUGUUUACGAUUCAAUGAAAUUAAAUGGAAAAUGGGCAAAACUGCUAAAAAACACAAGUUGGCCACAUUUUAAAACAACACACAUAAACAACAGUUGGAUGAGUACUGUAGAUAAACAAGGAUCUGGACCUAUAAUUGAGAAAGAUUUUGUCAAGCUGAUGGAAAGCAACGGGUUUAAGGUUCAAGAGUCCCGUUCUCUUCCCCUUGGAUACGUUCUUCACAAGGAUUUUAUCAAAAAUUACUUCAGAUCAACUAUACUCACAGCUUUUCCAGAAAUACAGGGGGAGGAGAGAAAACUGUUUUUCACAGAUUAUAUUAGAAAAAUGAAGGAACUUGACAUGCUCAAUACCCAAGGUUCCCCAGAUUACUACCGAUCUUAUAUCGACGGAUUUCAGCUGUUUGGAACUAAGGUUUCAGAUGCGCAAUAGAAUAAUACUUAUUAUUAUAUUUUGUUUUCAACCAUUUUGGUUUUAUUGUACUUAAUUAUAUUAUUUCCCAGGGAUUUUCUUAUUUCAGAUUAAUAACUGUCCCUUAAUCUAUCUAUCUAUUUACUUUGCUUGUCUCUGUCUGUCCUUUUGUAUACAAUAAACGUCAAAACGGCUGAACCG